This is a messenger RNA of Phytophthora nicotianae INRA-310, 699 nucleotides long. Its product is annotated as signal peptidase I. The transcript has a single exon. Gene Ontology annotation, molecular function: serine-type endopeptidase activity. Gene Ontology annotation, cellular component: mitochondrial inner membrane peptidase complex; membrane. Gene Ontology annotation, biological process: mitochondrial respiratory chain complex assembly. The record is from RefSeq and is a predicted model, not a curated record. NCBI's taxonomy places the organism in Eukaryota, Oomycota, Peronosporomycetes, Peronosporales, Peronosporaceae. The coding region runs from base 48 to 551 and encodes 167 amino acids.
CGGACAAUUAUCAUCGGGGCAAGUUUUUGUUGCAUAACACAAUUGUGAUGGGCGUGUGGCAGACCGCAGCUAAGGUGGCGCUGUGGCUGCCCGUGGGCGUGUCAGUGAACGCGCUGGGCGUGAGCCUUGCGAGCGUAAAGGGCCGCUCCAUGCAGCCAGCGCUUAACGACGGGCUAACCCAGGACGAUGUGCGUGACCGUGUGCUGCUGGACAAAUUCUCGGUGCAAUUUCGGCAUCGUUAUCGCCGUGGAGACGUGGUGGUGCUUGAAUCGCCCGAGGCGGCAGGCGAGUAUCUGAUUAAGAGACUCGUGGCCCUGGAAGGGGAUACGGUGACGGACAGCAACGGCGAUUACUGUACGGUGCCCGUGGGCAGGUGCUGGGUGGAGGGCGACAACCCCACCUUCAGUGACGAUAGCAACUCGUUCGGCUUCGUCCCGCUCGCGCUCAUCGACUCGCGCGUCAUGGCCGUGGUGUGGCCGCCAAGCGAGAUGAAGAUAGUCCAGCCCAAGCUGUCAAACCGUGUCAACCAAGAGGAUCGAGAAAAUCAGUGAUGGAGAAGAGAAGUUGUUUUAGAGUAGCUUUGGGUUAAUGCAGUGGAUUGACACCGCUGCAAAGCUUGCGUUCCGUUUGAAUUGAUGUUCUCCAAAGUGCGGCAUAGGUACAGGUGAGUGACCAUAGAGUUCAGAUGUAUAACCGCAC